AUGACAAAAGUGUACUCGGAGGAACAGCCCGUAGCCGGUAAGAGUCAUGUGGUGUUAACCGUAUGGAAGAAGUCUCUGCUCUACAACUGCAAUGGAUUUACCGUGAUUGAUUCCAACGGCAAUCUGGUCUAUCGAGUAGACAACUAUGCCGACCAAAGAAAAAGUGAUGAGAUCGUUCUCAUGAAUGCUUCUGGCCGUCCUCUAUUUACUGUUCAUCGCAAGAGGUUAAGCCUAUCGGACAACUGGCUAGUGUAUGAAGGAGACAACAUGGUUAAACCACGGUUUUCUGUAAAGAAGCAUAUGAACCCUCUCAACACCACUUCCCUUGCUUCCGUAAGCACGGUAGUUGAAUCUUCAAAUUACAACAAUAGCAACUCUAAGAAUGCCAAUUACGAGAUUGAACGAUCAUACACUAGGAAAUGUUGUGCCAUGUAUGAUGAUAGGCGGCGUUGUGUAGCUGAAAUCAGGCUUAAGGAAACAAAUGGAGGGGUUGCACUUGGCGGAGACGUAUUCCAACUGGUUGUACACCCAGCUGUAACUGAUCCUGCCAUUGUCAUGGCCAUGGUAAUCGUCUUGGAUCAAAUGUUUGGUUCCUCAAGCAGACACUUUUGUACUUAG
Messenger RNA from Erigeron canadensis, 618 nucleotides. RefSeq names its product protein LURP-one-related 8-like. NCBI's taxonomy places the organism in Eukaryota, Viridiplantae, Streptophyta, Magnoliopsida, Asterales, Asteraceae. Bases 1 to 618 code for a protein of 205 amino acids. The transcript is spliced from 2 exons. The record is from RefSeq and is a predicted model, not a curated record.